AUGAUGGCGCAAUCGUUUCCUGCCCAUCAAGGCAUGCCGCCGCAUGGAAUUCCCCCCGGCCAUCACCCAAUGGCCGCCCAACAUCCCAACGCUGGACACCCAGGACCAGCUAUGGUUCAGCAAAUGCACCCUGGGGUCUCCGGCCCAGGAGGACCUCAAGUGAGCCAAGCAGGACCCAUGAUGGGUGGAAUGCCGCCAGGCGCUGGGACCGCGGGUCCCGGUGGACCAAUGCCAAAUGCCCACGCUCUUUCCCAUUUGACCCCGACACAGGCGCACAUGUUCCAACAGCAAGCGUUCCCGCAAAACUUCGCAAAUAAUCCCCAGUUACUUCAUCAGCAACAACAACAUCAGCAAUACCUCCGACAACGCAUGAUAAUCCAGCAACAGCAGCAGGCACAGGCACAACAGGCACAACAGCAGGCACAGCAGCAACAUGGAAUGCCUGUAUCUCUACCUAACGGCACUCAAGGCGUGAGUGCUGCCCAGUUGGCUGCGAUGCAAGGAAAUCCUGGUGGCAUGCGACCUGUCAAUGCCAUGAUGCAUCUCCAACAGCAGGUCUCUCAUGGUCAACCCCCCAACCUCCAGCAGCAGCAGCAACAGCUCUUUGCACUGCAGCAGGCCCAGGCACAUCAAGCGCAGCAGCAGGCCCAGGCUCAAGCUCAAGCACAGGCACAGGCACAAGCUCAGGCUCAGGCCCAGGCCCAGGCACAGGCACAGGCACAAGCCAACAAUGCCCAGGGGGGCCAACACACACCGCAGCGUGGCUCAGCGCAGCCUCCGAACAUGCAUGAAGCCCAAGGUGCCACCCCUCAAUCUCAACACGGCCCACCACAGCAGAACGGGACUCCUCAACCAAACCAAACUGCUCAGCCUCCCGCAAAUCAACCUCAACAGCCCCAAGGAGGACCACAGCAGGCCCAGGCCACGCCCAAUCCACAGCCGCAGCAGCUGCCGCAAACAUCGCAACCAGGACCUCAGCCAGGUCACCCGGGUCCACACGGACCACCCCAGCACGGUAUGCCUGGCCAGCAAGGCCCACAGCCGGGACAACCGAUGACUGCUCAAGAAGCCCAGUUGAAAGUCCAGCAGCAACAGAACGCCGCCUUGAUGAUGCAGCAAAGAAUGAAUCGCCAGGGAGCAAGCAUCCUCAGCUUGCAUGCCUAUGCAGAGCAUUUAAGCGGUUUCCAGAGCCGUGGUGAGGCACACGAUCUCCUGUAUUGGCAGUCUUUUGUCGACAAAUUUUUCGCCCCCGGGGGUGUUUUGCGGCAGGGUGUAUGGAAUCCUCAAGUCGGGUCCAAACAGUUCGAAAUAUCAACACCCGCCCUGGCACGAUACUACAUGACUCAAUACACUAGCGGUAUUAGUCAGAUUCAAAUGGUAGUAGAGGGGGCUCGAGAACGGGACAUGCCUCAGGGCGGGCACAUGGUUGAGAGCGCGCGGACCUCAUUCAUCUACUGGUUCACGAACGAUUGUCAGCUUUUCACUCGUGGCCAACUCCGUGCUCACUUCGAUGUGGCGAACAAGAUUGAGAUGCUGGACAUCACAGUCACGAAUCACAAUGAAUUCAUUCCGCGCAGUAUGCUUCAGUCUUUGGAGCUUUCAGAGCAGAAGCAAAGUCCGAAAGUUUCCAAGAACUCAGCCAAGCGAGCUCAGAAGCAACCAACGCAACCCACACUGCCAGAGUCCAUGGUCACGUCCAAUGGCGUGCCAACAUCUGUCAUGGGUUUCCUGGAGGUCGCCGAGACUAUCUCGCAGAUGCAAAUGCUUUUCCAGUACUCGCAUCAGCAUCCUCAGUUCUCGCCCCCUGAAGCUCUGCAUAAUUUGGUAGCUUCUCUACCACCGCAGAAUCCCAACACUGGCUUUGUGGCACCGAUGAAUCCCGGGAUGCAGCAGGUUCCCAAUGCCAGGAACCCCAGUAUGGGUGGCCCCACGCAGUUUGCCUCCCCGGCAAUGGCUCACCUUGGGUUACCGGGUUCUCAGGGCUCGCCUCACCUGAGCGGCUCGGGCCAUGCAAGUCCUGCUCAGAGCCAUCUAGCUGGUCCUCCUGGUAUGCAGGGUGCCGUACAGCCGUCUCCAGCUGCAGUUACCAAUAGCCCCAACAUUGGCGGGAACAAGCGGCGGCGUGCGAGCACUGUCAAGAUGGAGGCUGAGGAUGGUGGGCCUGGGGGUGAAGUCAACGGCACUGCCCCUCCCAAUGCAGGCAAAGUCAAGGCCAGCCCUCGAGUGCCUAAGCGCCAGAAGGGGGCCGCGGCCUGA
Molecule: messenger RNA, 2256 nt
Organism: Penicillium oxalicum
Lineage: Eukaryota; Fungi; Ascomycota; Eurotiomycetes; Eurotiales; Aspergillaceae
Product: LIM domain-binding protein
Exons: 4
Coding region: 1-2256 (751 amino acids)
Biological process (GO): positive regulation of transcription by RNA polymerase II; negative regulation of transcription by RNA polymerase II
Cellular component (GO): transcription regulator complex; nucleus
Source: RefSeq, a predicted model, not a curated record